AUGUCUAUCUUGUCCAGCAUGCGUUUCUGGCCGGCUGCUAUCUCGGCUGCGAUAUUGUGGCUUCCCCAGGUGCUGGGGAGGUCCAACGGGACUGCGCCCAAUUAUACCGUUGAGGAGCUGUGGAAGCUGGAAACUACCUUCUGGGACAACUUCUUAUAUCCUGCCAAUGUUGAGCAGAUGGAGGCAAUUAAUUCAACUAUAUUUACUCCGGAUGUACAAGGUCGAGUAGACAUCACCCGCGUGUUUAAUGGGAGCGAAUUGAACACGGAGUAUAUUUUCGGACUAUUUUCCGACCCUGGUCAUGUUAGCCUCGUCGGGGUGCCCGUUGACUAUAGCAUCACGCAGUUCAUUGCCCAGGGAAACAUCGCAUCCGCGACCACCGUGGUCACCUUCAAUGCCACCUCGUUCGGCAAUCUGCUGGUACCGGUCACCAUCGACACAUGGAUCAUGUGGGAUGCUGACGGACGCAUUAUGCAAUAUGAUGCCACCUUCCGCUGGUUCGGGUUCCUGCUGGAUACUUUGGUGGAGGCGCUGGCUGAAUCCAUCAACGGCACCACCAGCCAGGCUACGGCAUCACUGACCCAGCUGCUCGCCACAACCAUCUGCGCUACGCAUGAUCAAUACUGCACUGGAGCGAACCAGCAAUACGAUAACAAUACGGCUUGUCUUGACUUCCUGACCUCGGCAAUCCCGCUCGGCAAAGACUACGAGCUGGGCCGCAACACCCUGUUAUGUCGAGAGGUUCAUGAACAUAUGGUGCAGUAUGAUCCUGCGCUGCACUGUCCCCAUAUCGGGCCAACUGGUGGGGAUUACUGCGUGGAUGAUCAGACCUAUGCACAAAAGGUUCUCCAGAAGUACUUCAACCAGUCAUGGAUUGUGGGUGUGCCCUCGACCGGAGAUAUCUGGCUGGGGGACUGA
Messenger RNA from Aspergillus welwitschiae, 918 nucleotides. RefSeq lists its product as uncharacterized. The record is from RefSeq and is a predicted model, not a curated record. NCBI's taxonomy places the organism in Eukaryota, Fungi, Ascomycota, Eurotiomycetes, Eurotiales, Aspergillaceae. The coding region runs from base 1 to 918 and encodes 305 amino acids. The transcript has 2 exons.